AAAAAGGCAGUGGUUCAAGAAGCUCAACUUUCAGGUGGAGUCAGCGUUCACAUUCACAAGCUUCAGUACUGUAAACAGGACUUUACGUGUUUCUUCAGUAAGACACUGCAGUCGUUUCUAGCCCAGCUCAAAUAGGAAUGGAUACCCUUAUGAAGCGAGGAGAAGUUUAUUUACAACACCAUAAACAUUCCGAGAAGUGGAAGCGGUACUGGCUAAAUCUUUACCCGGGUAGCCGGCAUGGCGUGGCACGACUGGAGCUGACAGAGACAAGUUCAGAUCGGUCGCCAGCAAUGGUCAGGAGGCAGCCUGACCGCAAAGUGGUAAGGUUGUCAGACUGCAUCAGCGUGGUUAGACUCCCCCCGCACGCAGAGGCCCACCCUGGGGACAACAUGGCCGCCUUCUGCGUAGAGACGGACGAGAAGAGGCUGGUGUUCGCAGUAGAGAAAGAGGAAUGUGGAGAAUGGGUGGAGAAAAUCUGUGAUAUUGCCUUUCAGAAAGGUAGCGUUGAUGUUCCAAAGCAGCUUCCACAGAUGUCGGAGAAUCAGAUCUAUGGUUCUAGAGAAGAAGUAUUUGAGUUUUGGGUGACUGUGCAGCAGUUGGAGGCAUCGGCGCGAUGCGGCCUGAAGGGGGCGUACUGGUUGCAGGCAGGGGAAGACGCACUGAUACUCAAGGACAAGGAGAGCAGGCAGAGCAUAAUGGAGUGGCCAUACAAGCUACUGCGCCGCUACGGACGAGACAAGACAAUGUUCUCAAUCGAGGCAGGCAGACGUUGCUAUUCUGGUCCUGGCACCUUUAACUUUGAGACAAAGCAAAGUGAUGAGAUUCUCCGCCUGGUGGAGCUGGCCAUUCACCAGCAGAAAAGCCUGCCCAUCUCUGCAGGUAGCUGCUCUCCUCGCUCCCCUUGCUCUCCCUUGCCCAGACGACCCAUCAGUGCGUCCCUGCUGGACGUUCAGACCAACAGCAGUUCUGACUUCAGUGUAAACUGCGAGCACGUGCAGUUCAAUCCAGCUAGUGCUCUUAGUUCAGGUCCUAUUGGCCUGCCUGAGUUCACAUCUGUCAAACCUACUACAUAUAGACUUCCUGGCGAAUCCACCAGUUUGCCCGAACCUGUGUAUUCAACUCCUGUUGAUCUUAUUGGUUUACACAAGGGUGAUGACAUUAGAUUCCAGCAGACUGUUAAAAAUGGCAGGCCUAGCCAUCACCAUAGCGAUUAUUCAGAGCCAGAGUAUGCCGACCCUGCUGAUGUCAUCCGGCCCAACCCAAAUGCUCAAACACAUUCUAAUCCCGCUGACACAGUCAAAAUCUCCAUCACCACGCCAACAUCUCCCCAUCACAGUCAGCCUGAACCAGUGUACUCCGAGGUGUGUCAUGUCACACCAAACCAAGCACAGGAACAAGGAGCCCUUGAUCAGCACAAGGAAGAACCUAUCUACAGUUUACCAAUCACUGCUUCUGAAACAGAAAGCAAGCAGGACACAGAUAAGAUGGACAAGAACAUGGUCAUUUACAGUAAAGUAAAUAAAGCAGGAAAAUCCACAAAGCCUCAAGACAAGACCACAGCUCACAGAGCGCACAACGUAAUCUCUGAAAACCUUGGACUGAUUUAAAAAGAACUAUAAGACAUUCGUAUUGAUUUUUAAGGACUUUCAUAAAGGCUUUGUAUUGUUAGUCCCAGUAUUCACAUAAACAUGAAAGACAGUGAAAGUCUGCCAAACAGGGUCCUGACUAUGCAAGAACUACCAAAUAAUUUUAAUAACAUGGAGCAAGAUCAAUGAAAAACAUCAGUGUAGCAUGUACAUACACAGCAGUUCGUGAUUUGGACUACAUUCAUUAUUAUUAGUUUAUUAUUAGUUUUGGUUAUUAAACUUUUUUUUACUGAAUGUAGUGUAAAAAUGUUUAAAUAAAAAUUCAACUGUUUCAUACAAAAAUGUUUUGUGUAUCAUCUAAAAAAACAACAACAGUAUCCUGCUUGCAAGUCUAUGAAGACUGAAGGACAAAGCUCUAAUGCCACCAAGUGGUGAAAGCUUUUAAGAGCUGCAUAGACGUUUAAAGAGCUUUCACUGUCAUUUGUCUUGCAAAAUACUCAGGUUUUCUUUUUGGGUGUGGCAGUUAAACAGGAAUUUUCCUUGAUUUUUCAAAAUGUCCGCACAGUUCAGUCAUUGAGAUGUAAAUAAUCACUCAGAGUGGUUUGAUGAGAAAUGGUUUACUGUGAGAAACUUACCAAUUUCUUUACAGGGAUGAAGACACUUUCCUUGAGUUCUUUUAAGGCCUUGAAAGUCUUUAAAACUUUACUUUUUUGACAAAGUAUUAAUCAAAGUACACGCUUAACCUUCAGAAAAUGUUAUUUUCCCACUUCAGGCUGUCAAAUCAGAGACUAUAUGACCUAAUUUUUUUCUAAAUGUACAGCAUUUUUGUAACCCUGUCAUCAGUUUUUAGGGAGAUGUAUAAAUAGCAUUUAAAAGCCUGUCAAUUGAAAUAAUGAUUUUGUAGCAAGAAAUACAGAUAUUUAUAAAAUGCUUUUUUAACUUUUCAAAUAAAUGAUAAAAUUCCAA
Messenger RNA from Colossoma macropomum (tambaqui), 2552 nucleotides. RefSeq names its product docking protein 1a (gene dok1a). Lineage: Eukaryota; Metazoa; Chordata; Actinopteri; Characiformes; Serrasalmidae. Gene Ontology annotation, biological process: cell surface receptor protein tyrosine kinase signaling pathway; positive regulation of MAPK cascade. The record is from RefSeq and is a predicted model, not a curated record. Gene Ontology annotation, cellular component: cytoplasm. Bases 138 to 1607 code for a protein of 489 amino acids. The transcript is spliced from 5 exons.